CUCCUACGUGGUCAAUUUACGUGUGCAAGGCGAAGAAGAGUGUCACUUGCUGGUUGAUCGUCGCAUCCGUUUCGACGGGUUUUUGUGUGUUUAUUGGUCUUUAUUACUGCGGCGGUGUUGCAAAAAUUGCAAAUAACCUUUUUUCCGUUGGAUCCUACGUGGAAGUUCCCAGGCAGUGGUUGGGUUCAAGCUAAAACUUGACAACCAGCAAAUUUCUCCAUCCGGCUUGAUAACGAGAUUCAUCGGCGAGGCAGUGCUUAACGCAGAAAAUUAGUUUCUGAAUUCAAGGUGUUAUCGUUAUCUGUCUUCUUUUGUCAGGCGUAUCAUAAUCAACUAAAGAUUGUGUGGAAACAAAACAUGCAAAUAUGGAUCUGUCUAUUUUCGUUGUAAUUAUUGUUGGGACCCUGCUUUCACUGCUAGGACUCCAUUUUUUCCUGUUGAAACCUUUAUCUGCAAAGUCCUAUGAAGAAAUGGUUAAAGAGAAACGGGAGCUACGCGAAAAAAUCCUAGGCGCUGCGAACGAAGGUGCAGGUGGUAUAAAAUCAUCAAAAGAGUCUUCCAACAAGAAGGUUAAAAAGGUCAAUAAAAAACCUCAACAACAACCACAAAAACAGAAAGCAAAAGAAGUUGAGCAGGACACUGCAGCAGUAGAAAGUGAUUCGAAUUCAUCCGAAAGCCCAAUGGAAGAGGAAAUCAAUCCACUAACAUAUGCUAAAAAGAAGAUUAAUACGAGUGUAGAAUAUGCUGAAACGGAAAGAUUUGCACUAAACGAAACUCAAGCAAAGAAAAAGGACAAUAAACCCAUGCAAGGAAAGAAAAAUAAACAAAAGAGUGGUAUCCUGCUUAACAAAACAGAACCUGUUUUAGUUAAGCCCGAUCCUGCUCCGGAAAUAAAUCACUUUGACGUGACUCAUCCAAAGGAUGCUAUUGAAAUUGCCCGUCAACAGAAGGAGCAGAAGGAGGAUGAUUCGAAAAACAAAACUCAACAAGCGAAGGAACAACGCAAGAACAAGAACAAGGAACAGCCCAAGUCGUUGCCAAAGACCAGUGCAGUAGAAGAAAUUCCCGUCAUCCCAGUUGCUGCUCCGGUUGUUGUAGCUGAAGUUUUGAAAACGGAUACGAAGCAAAACACAACCGCCGCACCAAGCAAAGAAAAAAAUAACAAAAAGAAGAAAAAUGAAAUUAUUACCAAGCAACUAGCUGCAGAGGUACAAGACGCAGCAAACGUUCAAGCACUGGUUCAAAUUUUGGCGAAGGCAGAUCUCCCUCGUAACGAUAUACAGAUAUUGAUUGAUUAUUUGCUUAAUAAGCAGCAAGAUACUCUGACAAAGGAUCCGUCCGAAUGGAAUGAUCCGUCCGAUCAGUUGCAAAAAAUUAAGAAGCAGUUACAAGACAAGGACAAUCAGCUACAGGAAGAACAAAAGUCUGUUGUAGGUCUGCAAGGAAAAUUGAAGGAACUCCGCCAGGAGUUAAACAAUGAAAAGGUGCUUCAUAGCUCUUUAGUUAAGGGUUAUAACGAAGAACUACACGCUAAGCGGGUAGAGUUACAAAAUCUCCAACAGCAGCUACAAAUUUUGUCCGAUAAAUUGAACGCUGAAAAACAAUCACUUUCGCAUCAAUACCAACAACUGCAUGCUAAAUUCGUGCAACUAUCUAAAGAACAUGCAACUGCGCAAGAAAAUAUGGCUUCUUUUCAACAGUUGAACGAAAACCAACAGAUGCUGCAGCGUGAACUGAUGACUAAGGGUCAGCUGUUGAAUGAAAAGUUGCAAAUCGAGGAGGAAUUGCUCAAGAAAAAUGCUGAAUACGAGAUGUUGCUCCGUAGUAAAGAUGAUUUGAUUCAGCAACGCGUGCAGGAUAUUGGCGCGUACGAGAGUGAGUUGCAGCAGCUGCGAGUUGUUGCCAACCAGAAGGAUGAGCUCGUGAAAACUUGUCAGCAGCAGAGCUACGAGUUAGAACAGCUUAAAGGACAAAUGGAUGAGCUGCAGGCAAAGCAAAAACAAGCUGCAGCUGCGGUAGCGGCCGCGGCAGUUGUCAAGAAUCAAGUCGAGGAAAACAACAAGGUGGAAAUCCGCAACCUCCAGAAUGCCUUAGAUUCAAGCAAAACAGAAUUGGUCGUGUGCCGCACCGAAAUUGUCGACUAUCGGUCCAAGCUGGCUGACCAUGAAAAGCAGCUGCAAGAGCUUCGCAGUCGCGAGGAAGACUUGCAACAGCAAAUCGAGGAGCAGAGAUCGAAAAACAAUGAUUUACGCAUGAAGAACUGGAAGCUGAUAGAAGCACUUCAAGUAGUUCAAAAUAACAGCACCAAAACAAGCACUAACACAAAUUCCGGUAUUAAGGUUGACCAGCUGGCACUCAGUAAAAAUUCUACAAAUCAUGUCGAUGAACCGCCAGUUGACAUCGACAAAGUUAUCCUGGAGGAACAAACAAGAACUAAGGAUCUCCUAAUAAAAUUGCUUCCAUCGGAGAUAGUUUCGUCACUGCCAUUGGAUGCAACCAACUUCCAAAGCUGGCUGGAGUCCACUGUCACCUGCAUUCGAGAACAGCAGGAUAAUCUUCGAAUUUCGAACGCCACCAACAGCAACAAUACUAGUAGCACCGAGGUGCAUAUCAACUGCAAUAACAAAAGCAACACUAGUAGGAGUAGUAAUAAUGCUAACAAUAAUAAUAAUAGUUUACUCGAAAGUCAUGACUCCGAUGUAGGAGGAGACGUAGAAGGCAGUAGCAGUAGCAAAAACGGUUCAGUCGAAGUAGAUCCGGCUGAUGAAUCGCAAGUUUUGGCAGUGAAAAACGAGCAGCUGCAAAAAACGGUAGAUCAGUAUAAGAUUAUUAUAGCAGAAACUGAAAAUAUGCUAAAAAAUUUAGAAUCAAAAGUGAUUGAACAGGACAUUCACUGGCGAUCAGUGGUGCAAGCAAAGGAGAAAGAAAUAAACCUGCUCAAAUCGGCCGGUGCAAUGCAGUAGUAGUUUGUUGUACUAGUGGCGCUAGGAAUAAUGGAGACAAGUCGAAGAAUGCGAAAGAUGGUGUGUAUGCGUAACAAUCACGAGUGUGCGUUGAGCUGACGAAAUGGCAAAGGCGAAACUUUUCAGUUGAAAGCAUAAAUGCAUGUACUCCGCCAUUGUUUGAGAUACUAGAGAGCGAAAACAACAUCGUUCAACGUUUAUCCGCAUGUGCGACACAACGGAAAAUCUAUCGGUGGAAGCAACGAAUGCAUCUGUUAGAGAACAAACAAAAAACUAUCAGUGCUAAAACAGAACAAAAAUUGUGUGCUCAUCAAUAUGCACUUUUUGUAAAAGUAUUCAUCAUUUCAUCCUUCGAUUAUAUUCUUUAUUGGACAUAACUAGCAAAAUAGCAAGUAUGAAAUAUAAAAAGCAAAGUAACGUUGUUAUCAAUACUUCCCCCCAAACAAUCUCCAAUUUACAGUUUGGUUAAGGCAUCUCUAUUUCGGCUGUUAGACGAAAGGAGAUGGUAACUAUUAUUAAACCUUUGUCGAACAAUGGUCAUCGAAGAAAGGUGUUAAAUGCAGGACAAAUAAUGUGAAUUUUUGAUUUGGGUUUAUAUUAGAAUCAAUGAUACGGCAUAAUUAGUUGCAUUAUAUACUAAAUUGCAUUUUUUCUCGUUCGAAACUACUUAUUAUUCGGUGAUGCUAAAAUAUACAAAUGCAUUUGCGUUCAAAAAAUAUUAGCUUCAUUGUUAGUUUUAUUUUUUCAUCAAAACAGAUUAAAAAAUUGUAUAAUAAGUCAGACUCAGAUCUAUAUAUGUACUCCUCUGAUGUUAGGAAGCAAGCGUGGAAGAGCUUGUUUUCUUUGCUUUUCAAGUGAUGAAUGCAUUUUUCGGGCGGUAUGAUAAAUUGAUUAAAAAAAAAAAACAGGUAACAGUCAACUCAUCACGUCAUUUCUCAGUUUCUACAUCAAAUGGAAUUAUUAGAUACCUUCUUCGUAAAGUUAAAUCGUAACAUGCAAUUGAUUUCGACACACGCUUAGUACUGACUGAUGAAUCGAGAGGGCAAUCCACGCGUAGUCGCAAGUUCCAGUAUAAAGCAAGGAAACAAAAUAUACGAGAUCAAAUGUGUCCUGAUAUUUACUUGCUAUAUUUUUAAGUAACGUCUAAGCGAAAUUCUCAAACAAGCAAUCAAACACCACUUAUGUUUAUUCCGUACCGCAGAAGCAGCGAAAGAAUAUCUGAAGUACUACACUAUCUUAUUAUUAACCCUAAUAUACGUUGUAAGUAAAUCGUUAACCUUAUUUGUGCAUUGUUCUUUAUAUUCUAUGUUUAUAUCGAGACUCGCUCAUGAAGUAAAAGUUUAAAUCGGCGUUUCUUAUACAAUUCUCUGAAAAAAAAAAAAACAGUUGAAGAAAAUGUUGAUACUGACACAAAUGCAAACUCACCUAUAAACUUAAACAACGUAGGCAUAAAUUGCUAUCGUGAAAACCGAUCUGCUUACCAAACGCAGUAAACGUCAUUGAAAAGACACGUGAGAAAUAUUUUUAUAUAUAAAAUGGAAAAUGCAUAUAAAAAAAAAACUAGAUAUAUACAUAUAUACCUUUUCUUCCAGGAGAAAAUAAUAAUUAAUUACAGCGAACGAAACUACACUAACCGUGCAGAGCGUAACAUGCAUAGUAGCGUGAAAAACAGGUACAAAGGUUGAAAAGCCUUUUCGGUUGACCUAACGAGUGAAAUAAUUGGAUUCUGUUUUUCGACUAUGAACAAUGGUAAUGCAUAAAGCGCUGAUUGCAACAAACUAGUACUAUUUGAGAAAGGCUAGGCUGAGAAAGAGAAACAAAUGAAAAUUAACGGAAGUCCCAAUGGAAUAAAUUCUAAUGCAAACUAAUAA
Messenger RNA from Wyeomyia smithii (pitcher-plant mosquito), 4834 nucleotides. It is a transcript of the gene alt, whose product is annotated as putative leucine-rich repeat-containing protein DDB_G0290503. The record is from RefSeq and is a predicted model, not a curated record. Lineage: Eukaryota; Metazoa; Arthropoda; Insecta; Diptera; Culicidae. The transcript is spliced from 10 exons. Bases 366 to 2963 code for a protein of 865 amino acids. Gene Ontology annotation, cellular component: endoplasmic reticulum membrane.